Centruroides sculpturatus (bark scorpion) is the source of this 1200-nucleotide messenger RNA. RefSeq lists its product as uncharacterized. The transcript has a single exon. Gene Ontology annotation, molecular function: transmembrane transporter activity. Gene Ontology annotation, biological process: transmembrane transport. NCBI's taxonomy places the organism in Eukaryota, Metazoa, Arthropoda, Arachnida, Scorpiones, Buthidae. The record is from RefSeq and is a predicted model, not a curated record. The coding region runs from base 1 to 1200 and encodes 399 amino acids. Gene Ontology annotation, cellular component: membrane.
AUGGUCUGUGCUUUAAUUCCGGCCGUUCUAAAAGCUUUUUUCAACGUUCACGAAGUUGUUUCCACCAUUUUGCUAAACUGGGUUUUCUUUUUCGUCGUUAAAUGGAUCACGGCUUUACCCCAGUACCAAGACGUGUCGGGUUCAACUUUGCCGAUCCAUCCCUCAAUGGGCUUUAGCACCAACCGUGGUUCGUGGGAUUUUUUGGUUAUUCUGAGCAUCACGAUUUUGCUUUGCCUAACAAUCUUUUUAGUUUUUCGUUACACCACCUUUGGUUACCAACUGCGCGCUAACGGACUGAGCCCCAGCGCGGCUCGCUACGCAGGUAUUAACGCCAAGAUGAUGAUCAUUUGGGCGAUGAUGCUUUCGGGUGCCUUGGCCGGCGUGGCCGGUUUUCUGAACUACUCGACUUUAGAGGGUCGCAUCCCGCGACUCGGCCACGUUUUACCCACGAUUGCCUUUGAGGCAAUCACAGUCACUCUGCUAGCUUUUUCUUCGCCGCUUGGUUCGAUUUUAGCAGGCGCAUUUUACGGAACGCUUUACAGCGGUCAAGCAUUUGUGACCCAGGCCGGCGGCAACGUAGUCCGCGAAACGGCUCAGUUAAGUUUGGCGAUCGUUAUUUUCACCGCCGCUUUGGCCAGCGUUUUUACCCGCUUUAACUGGGGGCAAAUGUUGCUCAGGCAAAUUAAACUCAACAGAUCAAGCUGGGUCAAACGCCAAAGGGCAAUUUACCGUCAAAAGCGCGCCGAAAUUAAAAUCGUCGCCCGUGCUAAAGCCGAUCUGCUGAGCGACCAAAUCCGUCUCAACAAACAAAAACUCGUCGCUUUGGAGCGCGAAUGGUCGAGUCAAGUUGUCCAAGUUAACCAGAUCUUUAAGAAAGGCCAAAUUGACUUAGCGACUAAAAACGCCCGCCUAAGUCAAAUUAACCAACUUUACCAAACUAAAAACCAGCGCCUCAUCGGAACGAGCAGCGACCAAAUUAGGCGCGAGUACCGAAUCGAACUGAGGGAUCUGAAAGGUCAACACCGUUUUGAGGUUUUGACUCGGCUGGACAAGUACGAAACGCUUUGCCAAGAGCUAGUUUGGAAGUACCGCCACGCUCUGGCCCACGCUCGUGACCCCGAGCAAAGACUGGAGAUUAAGCAGCGCUGGUUUGAGCAAAAAACCCAGCUCUACGACUGGUGGAUCGGAGGGGAAAAAUAA